GCGGGAGACCUAGAAGGGGCGUUGCGCGCGGACGAAGGGCGCCGAGGCCGGGUAGGGCGACCUGCUGCGUGGCCUCCAGCCCUGGGCACCCCCCACCCCGCGCGUCUCCCCGCCGCGCGCGUCCCCCGCCCCGGUUCCGCCCCGCCCCUCGCGCGGGGUCCGCGUCUGCGGCUGCGUUCCCCGAAAGACGAAGCUGCGCCCCGGUUCCGGUCCGCAGGGAGACCGAAGGGCAUCGCUCCCCGCGCCGUGCCCGCCGCUGAGCCCGGAGUGCGGACACCCCAGGGAUGUGAGUGCGCCCCCCACCCCGAGGCCCGCACUCCACGCCCCGAUUCGCGGCCUGUGCCCCAGAGGACCCCCGCCUGCAGCCCCCGCGCCUCUUUCAGGCCCUAUCGGAGCAUGCUGCCUGCAGCCAUGAAGAGCCUCGGCCUGGCGCUGCUGGCCUUGCUUCUCUGCCCCUCGCCGGCCCAUGGUCUGUGGUGCCAGGACUGCACCCUGGCCAAUUCCAGCCAUUGUGCCCCGAAGCAGUGCCAGCCCACUGAUACCGUUUGUGCCAGCGUGCGGAUCACCGACCCCAGCAGCACCAAGAAGGAUCAUUCUGUGAACAAGAUGUGUGCUUCCUCCUGCGACUUCGUUAAGCGGCACUUUUUCUCAGACUAUCUGAUGGGGUUCAUUAACUCUGGGAUCUUAAAAGUCGACGUGGACUGCUGCGAGAAAGAUUUGUGCAACGGGGCAUCAGCAGCAGGACGCAGCCCCUGGGCCCUGGCUGGGGGGCUCCUGCUCAGCCUGGGGCCUGCUCUCCUCUGGGCUGGGCCCUAAGACCCCCUCCCUCCCUCCUGCUGGGCUUUGGAGCUUGUCCCCUGAGCCUGUUGCUGCCCCUCCCCAGCCUGGCCUGGCUAGGGAUGGGGCAGCAAGGGCUUGGCAUCAAGAUCUGAGGCUCUCAACCCCUCUAGAUGUGAGUGAAUCGUCUCUGUUUCUCCACCAGCUCCAUAUCCCAAGCAGCUGGAUAUCUCCAGGAGUCCAGACAUCCUGGCAGGAAGCUGGGGUAGGGGGGAGGGGGAGGGCAAGGGACUGAGACCCUCCAGGUCUCCAGGGGGAGGGAGGUCAAGCCAGGGACAGCCCAACAGCCUGGCCUGAGGGGCAUUAACUACAGAGAAAUAAAGUCACUUCUGAGUCUUGUG
This is a messenger RNA of Mastomys coucha (southern multimammate mouse), 1178 nucleotides long. Its product is annotated as lymphocyte antigen 6H. The record is from RefSeq and is a predicted model, not a curated record. The coding region runs from base 397 to 816 and encodes 139 amino acids. Gene Ontology annotation, molecular function: acetylcholine receptor binding; acetylcholine receptor inhibitor activity. Gene Ontology annotation, biological process: acetylcholine receptor signaling pathway. NCBI's taxonomy places the organism in Eukaryota, Metazoa, Chordata, Mammalia, Rodentia, Muridae. Gene Ontology annotation, cellular component: plasma membrane. The transcript is spliced from 4 exons.